AAGGAGAGGAUCGUGCGUAGCAGCGUUUCGUCGUUUGAAACUGUUUGGAAUAGGGCAAUGCGAUUGGCCACAUGCUUUAAACAUCACAAGAUUAUCUGUUUCAGGGUAGGUUGGUGUUUUAGUAGGAUUGAUGGGAAGAAACUGCUGUUGAAAUCGUACAGAGGAUACCGCUACUAUCACGAAUCACUUUGCACGAAAUUGUCUUCAGGCAUUCUGUGUAUGCGUGCCAGAGCUGUACUGUUAACAGUGCAUCGUUUUUAACAUGUUAUAGAUUUGCAUUAGGAUUUUUUUAAACAUUCUUUGCUUAAUCUCUUUUGUUGGAAAGAAAAAUACAACAUUCUUUGAACUUUUUUUGUUUGUUUGUUUGUUUUGCUAAUAAUUAUUUAUUCGCACUGAUCAUAUUGCUGUUGUGGGGAAAAAGAUGGGACUGCCUGCUUUGGAGUUCAGCGACUGUUACCUGGACAGCCCACAGUUCAGGGAAAGGUUGAAAUCUCACGAACUGGAAUUGGAUAAGACUAACAAAUUCAUCAAGGAGCUGAUCAAAGAUGGGAAGGCACUCGUCCAAUCACUGAACAAUAUGUCCUCAGCGAAGAGAAAGUUUGCUGAAUCUCUAAAUGAAUUCAAGUUUCAGUGUAUAGGAGAUGCAGAGACUGAUGAUGAAAUAUGUAUUGCGAGGUCGCUGCAGGAGUUUGCAGGGGUGUUAAAGAAUCUGGAAGACGAGAGGACAAGGAUGAUUGAGAAUGCCAGUGAUGUGUUGAUCACACCGCUAGAGCGGUUCCGCAAGGAGCAGAUUGGAACGGCAAAGGAAGCAAGAAAAAAAUAUGAGAAGGAAACAGAGAAGUACUGCAGCGUCUUGGAGAAGCACCUGAACCUGUCUUCCAAGAAAAAAGAAUCGCACCUCCUUGAGGCAGACACUCAGGUGGACCAGGUCCGUCAGCAUUUCUACGAAGUAUCGCUGGAGUACGUGUUCAAAGUGCAAGAGGUCCAGGAGAGGAAGAUGUUUGAGUUUGUUGAGCCUUUGCUGGCUUUCCUGCAAGGGCUGUUUACAUUUUAUCACCAUGGCUAUGAGCUGGCAAAGGACUUUAGCCACUUCAAGACAGAAUUAACCAUCAGCAUCCAAAAUACCAGGAAUCGUUUUGAGGGGACGAGGUCUGAGGUGGAGUGCCUGAUGAAGAAGAUGAAGGAGAACCCAGAUGAACACAAGACCAUCAGCCCCCACACCAUGCAGGGCUACCUGUUUGUGCAGGAGAAGCGUUCCUUUGUGUCCACAUGGGUGAAGCAUUACUGCACUUACCAAAGAGAGCCCAAGAGGGUCACUAUAGUGCUGUUUGAUCAGAAAUCCGGAGGGAAAGUGGGAGAAGAAGAAACGUUCAUUUUGAAGUCCUGCACUCGCAGGAAGUCUGACUCCAUUGAGAAGAGGUUCUGCUUUGAUGUGGAGGCAGUGGAUCGGCCUGGAGUGAUCACCAUGCAGGCUCUCUCAGAAGAAGACCGGAGACUCUGGAUGGAAGCUAUGGAUGGUAGAGAGCCGGUUUACAACUUGAACAGAGACAAUCAGAGCGAAGGCACUGCUCAGCUGGAUAGCAUCGGCUUUAAUAUUGUAAAGAAAUUCAUCCAUGCCGUGGAGACACGAGGAAUCAAUGAGCAAGGGCUGUACAGAAUAGUUGGUGUCAACUCCAAAGUGCAGAAGCUGCUGGGCUUAUUGAUGGAUUCCAAAACAUCAUCAGAAGUGGAUGUGGACAGCGCCACAGAAUGGGAGAUUAAAACAAUCACCAGUGCACUGAAGCACUAUCUAAGAAUGUUGCCUGGACCUCUCAUGACAUACCAAUUUCAAAGAAGCUUCAUCAAAGCUGCCAAACUGGACAAUCAAGAGGCCAGGAUCUCGGAGAUCCACAGCAUUAUUCAUAGACUCCCUGAGAAGAACAGACAGAUGAUGGACUUGCUUAUGAAGCAUUUGGCAAAUGUGGCGAACAAUCACCAGCAGAACCUAAUGACAGUGGCCAACCUAGGGGUGGUGUUUGGACCAACCUUGCUGCGGCCGCAGGAGGAGACUGUGGCGGCCAUCAUGGACAUUAAGUUCCAGAACAUAGUCAUUGAGAUCCUGAUCGAGAACCACGAGAAGAUUUUUAACAGCGUGCCUGAGUCUGCAGCGGUGCAGCCGAAUUCACAGCUGAACUCGCGUCGGCGGAGCUCAGAAUGCAAGCCCCCCUCCUGCAGCGAGAGACCCCUCACCCUGUUCCACACCACCCCCACCACCAACAAGCCGGAAAAGAGAAACAGAAUUUUGAACUCCAGUGCAGAGUCCACCCUGACUAACAUCUCUGCGAACUCCAUCAACACAGCUCGGCCCAACCUCAGUAGCCUGAACUGCAGUGAUUCUGACUUGGAGACUGUGGUGACGAAGCAGAGCAGGCCUACCUCCUUGAUUCUGUGGUCAAAUUAUGCUACACUCUCAGCAGCAUUCCUCAAGAGAUUGAAUCCCAAAAGCAGAUCAAGCAUUCCAACAAGCCCAGCGUCUCCCAGCCCCACGUCUCCACGCUCCCCCUCUUGGCCGAUGUUCUCUGCACCGUCCAGCCCUGUGCCGGCCUCCUCCACCUCCAGCGACUCCUCCCCUGUCAGCCCAACAGCCCGGAAGGCUCGAGCUCUGUAUGCCUGCAAAGCGGAGCAUGGCUCUGAACUGUCUUUCAUUGCCGGCACUAUAUUUGAUAACGUUCAUCCAUCUCGUGAACCAGGGUGGCUGGAAGGCAUGUUGGAAGGGAAGACGGGAUUAAUACCUGAAAACUACGUGGAGUUUUUAUAGCCAGAGGCGGCGGGUGACAACCCCCUGGACCUUGCAUUGUUAGCUGUUGUGAUGGAAAGAAGACUGCACGAGAGCUGAGCAUUGUCUCUGUGGCUCCGAAAGGCCUGCAUAGUGAGGGACCAGCCUGCAGUUUUCCUUCUGUGUGUGUCCUCCUGUGUGCGGACAGUGUGCUGAAUGCUUCUUUACAUAGAUGGAAAUUCACUUUUUUUUUCAGCUUUUGAACCUUUUCGAAGAGUGCCAUCAUUCCUAUUGGAUGUACCUGCAGGAUGUCUUGCCACCUUAUGGACUGAGGAGUAUGUCACACUGGACUGUGACAGAUGAGCUUAGUUUUAGACACAGAGUGGCAUAAUAAUAAUAAUAAUAAUAAUAAUAAUAAUAAUAAUAAUAAUAAUACAUUAAUAAUAAUAC
This is a messenger RNA of Polyodon spathula (Mississippi paddlefish), 3205 nucleotides long. RefSeq names its product rho GTPase-activating protein 26-like. Gene Ontology annotation, biological process: signal transduction. Gene Ontology annotation, cellular component: cytoplasm. NCBI's taxonomy places the organism in Eukaryota, Metazoa, Chordata, Actinopteri, Acipenseriformes, Polyodontidae. Bases 422 to 2797 code for a protein of 791 amino acids. Gene Ontology annotation, molecular function: GTPase activator activity; protein binding. The transcript has 25 exons. The record is from RefSeq and is a predicted model, not a curated record.